CUGUCAUUUUAUAAGAAUUGGAUGUUUCCCCAAUGUACUGGGAAUCUGAUGAGCCUGUCUGUGGGUAAGGACACACUGUAAAACGAUCACAGGCUACCGAGUAAAAUCACACCAGUCUACUCACACCUACCUCUCUCUGGAUCAAAAAUGGAGGUCUGCGUCCAGUAUUUCCAGUUGUGUCAUUAUGAUUAUCUUUGCAUCAGCUCUAUAUUGCAUGCAUCAUAAAGACACCGAGGUAAUGGAAUUCUAGGAUGAUGCUUGUGUUAGUCCUGAUUUGCAUAGUCGGUCACGUGGCCUCUCAAUUGACGGUUGCACAGGUGAACGUGAUGAAAACGAGGCUAAAUCGGGCAAUCGACGAAUCGUAUGACGAACUUGAAAACACACAUCCGCUCAUAGCAGGAGCCGUGAGGUUAGCGUUCCACGAUUGUGUUGGUGGUUGUGAUGGAUGCAUUAACCACAACAAUCCAGAAAACGCAGGUCUUCGCUUCUACACAAACCAGUUAGAUUCCGUCUACGAUGCUGAAUUCUCGAGCCAACUUUCCCGUGCAGACUUCUAUGUUCUUGCCUCUAUUACGGCAGUCGAGAGAGGGGCAGAGUUUGCUAAUUGUUUACCAGAGGACGCUGACUGUACUCCUCAACUAACAUUCCGCUACGGGCGUCCAGAUUGCCCUACGUCACCAAAUACCAAUAUUGUCCAAGAAUUUCCGAACGCACGAGAAGGAGUUGGCGAUCAAAUAACCUAUUUUCAAAAUGAAUUUGGGUUCAACGUACGGGAAACUGUGGCGAUAAUUGGAGCGCAUACCUUGGGCAGGGCACAUACAGAGAACCUUGGAUGGGAAGGAAGUUGGGUCCGCAGCGCAGAUGUUUUAAAUAACGCGUUCUAUCAUGAUAUGCAAGACGCUGGUUGGCGUUGGACCCACAGAGACAACACACCAUACUUAGAUGAGAGGCAUUUCCAGUGGGAAGGUUCAGGAGGAGUCACAAUAAUGCUGAAUUCCGAUAUGGGGCUGCUGUUGGACCAAGAGCCAAAUGAAGAUGGCAGCGUCGACUGUGAUUGGUCAAAUUUUGGAGGACAUAAAACUCAAACUUGCGAGAUGGUCUUAUCAUUGGUCCUUAUAUGUACAUGUAUAGUGGGUCACGUGACGUCACAACUGACGGUUGCCCAGGUGAACGCAACGAAGGCGAGAAUCAAUGAAGCAAUCACCGAAUCGUAUGACGAACUGUUGUUUACACACCCUCUCCUCGCGGGUUCUGUAAGGUUAGCGUUCCACGAUUGUGUUGGUGGGUGUGAUGGAUGCAUCAAUCACAACAAUCCAGAAAACGCAGGUCUUCGGUUCUACACAAACACAUUAGACCCUAUCUACGACGCUGAAUUCUCAGAUCAAUUUUCCCGUGCAGAUUUCUAUGUUCUUGCUGCUAUUACUGCAGUGGAGAGAGGGGCAGAGUUUGCCAACUGUUUACCAGAGGAUGCUGACUGUACUCCUCAACUGACAUUCCGCUACGGGCGCCCAGAUUGCCCUACGUCACCAAAUACCGAUCUAGUGCUGCCAUUCCCGGACGCCCAUCGUGGAGUGGAGAAUCAAACUGCGUAUUUUCAAAGGGAAUUUGGGUUUAACGUUAGGGAAACUGUGGCAAUAAUUGGGGCGCAUACACUUGGCAGAGCGCACACUGAGAAUUCGGGAUGGGAAGGACGUUGGGUUCAGAACCCGGAUGCAUUAAACAAUGCAUUUUAUACCGAUAUGCAAGACGCCGGAUGGCGUUGGAUACAUUGGGACAACACCGAGUACUUGAACGUGAGUCAUUUUCAAUGGGAAGGCUCGAGGGGAGGAGAAGCUAUGAUGUUGAACUCCGAUAUGGGGCUGCUGUUGGACCAAGAGCCAAAUGAAGAUGGCAGCGUCGACUGUGAUUGGUCAGUUUGUCCAUUUGCUUCGACCGUUGACAUUCUGAACGAAUACGCUUUCUUGAACAACGUCUGGAUACGAGAUUUCACAGGAGCGUUCCAGAAACUUAUCGAAAACAAAAAUUCUAAUCUGGCUUUACCGACGCCUUAA
Owenia fusiformis is the source of this 2051-nucleotide messenger RNA. NCBI's taxonomy places the organism in Eukaryota, Metazoa, Annelida, Polychaeta, Sabellida, Oweniidae. The record is from the annotation of a GenBank genome assembly.